Messenger RNA from Lolium perenne, 1859 nucleotides. RefSeq lists its product as uncharacterized. Gene Ontology annotation, molecular function: RNA polymerase II cis-regulatory region sequence-specific DNA binding; DNA-binding transcription factor activity, RNA polymerase II-specific. The record is from RefSeq and is a predicted model, not a curated record. Gene Ontology annotation, cellular component: nucleus. Lineage: Eukaryota; Viridiplantae; Streptophyta; Magnoliopsida; Poales; Poaceae. Gene Ontology annotation, biological process: regulation of DNA-templated transcription.
UGCUGAUCCGACACGCCGAAUGAGAGUGCUCUUCAAAGUUUGAUCUUUCGAUUUAUGAACGUCAAUUGCCCUUUUCAUUGUCUGGUCUUCCUUCCCUGAUGUUUGUAAGCAAGUUUUGUCAAACUUAGAUGUAGCAAUGUUCACAUCUGGACAAGAAUCUAAUUUGAUUGAUGUUACUCUGGGCUGACACAAGAUAUCAAAUGCUAAUUUACACUGUUGGGGAAAUCGUUAACUGGUAACUUAUUGGUCAGCUGGCGAGUUGGGGAUUAAUGGACUAAUCGGCCAGUUAAUCGGCCAGUUAAUCAAUUUAUCGGCCGAUUAAUCAGUUUAUCGGCUACUCGGUGGCCCUCCGAGUAGGGAUUAAUCGGCCAGUUAACUGGUUAAUCGACCGAUUUUUUGAACAGUGCUAAUUUAUGGUCACUUUAUCUUUACUACGACAUUAAUAAUUUCAAAUGUUUAUUUCCUCUUAGGAAGGUUGAGGUAAUCAACAAAUUGCAGUUGUAAUUUACCUAAGCCAAGCCACCAACACUGUCUAAUGGAGAGUAAUACACCACAUGAAACUGUCAAACAUUGCCACGGUGAAGAAUUCGAAAACAUAGGAGAGCCACUUCGCAAGAAUGAUGGCCACUGCUUCAAGGAUAGCUGCAAUAACACAAAUUCUGAAGUCAUCGCCAGAGUAAAAUGGUCAGAAGAGGAAAAUAAGAUACUCACUAAUAUGAUCAACAAACAUGGGCUGAAAAACUGGCAAACUGUCGCACAUGCUAUACCGGGCCGAAGUGCACCGCAAUGCCGACAAAGGUGGAGAUACAAAAUAGACUCUGCAAUAAACAAGGAGGCAUGGUCGGAGCAGGAGGAGUUGAGACUGAUUCGUGCUCAUCAAAUUUAUGGAACUAAGUGGCGUGAAAUGGUCAAACAUUUUCCUGGGAGGACGAAUGGUGCAAUCAAAGAAUACUGGAGAGGCCCAAUGAAAAGAAAGUUGAAUUCAUAUUUAGCUUCAGGGUUGCUUGAUCAAUUCCCGGACGAUCUUGAAAACCUGUCAGUAUCACAGAACAGUGACUCGGAUAUUCUGAAAGACACUAAAGGUUUGUCCGAUAGAAAUGAAACGACAUCAGCUGUACCAACAAGUUCCAAAUCUGAAAUGGGCUUCACAGAAACAGGUGAAAAUGCUGAUGCAUCGGAGGGAGAAAGUGCAGAUUUGAUGUAUGUUAGAGGAGUUGAUGCUCCUUCAGCCAAAUCCCCUCAAAAGAUAAUUGAAAGAUCCGAGCAGCAUGCAAAAACCAAAAGGAAAUUGGAUUUUCUGUCAAACCCAGUGGAGCUUAAGGCGUCCACUUUUGCAGUAAACUCUCCAAGGCCUUCACAGGAAAGGGAACAAGUGAUUCCAGCCGUUGCUGGUAUCUGUCCUUCAAAUGGAUGCCAUGAUAUUUUACCAGAAGUCCCAUCGGAUUGUGCAGACACACUUUUAUCACAAACUGGUUGUUACCAAUCCACUGAUAUUUAUUCUGCAGAAUUCUCAGAUCCCUCAGAUCCAUGUUCACUAGAGCUAGACAUCUCAGAUCUUAUGGAGAUGUCAUACUUUGAUAACUUGAUGAUUUUUCCUCCUGGUUCUCCACAUGAUGGUAACUCCAUAUAAUAUGUGGAAAGUGAGAUACUGACAAAAGGUACAACUUCAGAUGGUUUCAGUCGCACUCUUGUAGCAGAAUAGGCGAUGAACUAAACUUACUGUUAUUGUUAUCGCCCUGUAAAUUGACAGUGUAUGAUUAUCGUCGUGUCGGAUGAAAAUUUUAGCUGGAGAAAAAAGAACGGUGCUGUUUCAUGUCAUAGUUACUGUCGCUGGUUUGAAGCAGAUAACUAUUUUUGUA